This is a messenger RNA of Verruconis gallopava, 2491 nucleotides long. RefSeq lists its product as uncharacterized. Bases 1517 to 1951 code for a protein of 144 amino acids. Lineage: Eukaryota; Fungi; Ascomycota; Dothideomycetes; Venturiales; Sympoventuriaceae. The record is from RefSeq and is a predicted model, not a curated record. The transcript has 2 exons.
GGACGACGGCUGAGUGUUGCCUUGAGCGUGUCUCAAGUCUCCCUCCUGGCCGCACGCCCCCUUCUUCCCUCUCUUUUUGCUGACCAUCUCCGCACGCAAUCCUGGUGUCGGACGGGACCACUCCCAUGAGUCUCCGCGUCUUCUUCUGCGUGUGGGUAUUCCGUUCGUGGCCAUUCUGUCGCAUCGCAAAACACGUUGCCGACCUGCUGCCUGGAACUGUGGGUGCCCAAAGCCUCAUCUGUCGGCCAAAGAGCGUCCGUCUCCACCGGCAAAGACUCACCUGCAAGUGGAACGCUCCGUCAAUAAUCUCCCUUUGCGACAUCGCACUUAUCGCUCAGCCUAAACACGUGCGCAGAUCCUGAAUCAGCCGGGUGAAGUCGGCUGCGCUGAUGCGAGUCGGUACGUACCAACGUCUCGCGGCUCCACAACCACCACUACGAUUCUGCAGUCCUGCUAAGGAAAGCCAUCGUUUUCUUUUCAAGCUCCGUUCUGAAAUUUUUUCCUUUCUUCUCCCACUACUCCUCCUCCUACUCCUCGUCGCCGCCGCUAGUCAUUUCAGGUCACAUCGUUUCGGUACCGAGCUGCCGUAAGCCCAGCGUGUGGAGAUGCGAGGAGAUAAGACCAUCACCUCUCUCCAUCCAUUGCCCGAGGGUACUCCGACCAAGCAAAAUCUUAGAUUGCUAUGGGGCAAUUCUGGCUGGUCAGCGAUAGACAUGUGAUAAUUGUUUUGCCCCUCCCUCCAUGUCCCCUUCUUUCCCUUCCAUUCCUAAAGACAGCUCGUCUCCGAUGUCUUCUUUUGUGACGUGACUCCUCUUGGUUCCGAUGGGUCUUUGUUGGGAUGCAAAACCAGGAAGGCGACGGAAAGGGGACAAGGAAGAACGCUAAAAUUCUCCGACACCAGGUUUGGCAUGUUUCCGGCCGCAGCUGGCGUCGUCUCGUCGACUUCCCCCAACAGGAAACACUUCUUCUGGGCCUGGUCUGGUGAUAUCAUCGUCUCGUAAAGGGCCCCCUUUCUCGAACUGACUCAAACGGCUACCCCACACCCGUGUCACGUCAGUUUGGCGGGCAGUCUAGAUUAGAUUCACAGGCAAAUGGUCGCCGUACCCAAGGCGAGAACAAACGCGGUACGUCUACGUUUAUCCGGAGAGCAGUGAUCAGAAGGCGACCGCCAUGGCUCGCUCUUCUUUCAUGGCUGGGCUAGGAUCAAUGCGGGCCAGGGUAUAGCGUGCACUAUCUUCCUCUGGCCCGAAGCUCGCGACCUUACAUAUGGCUGGAGACAUUGUGCUGCAGCCGCUAUCGUGCGCAAUCUUAAAGAGGAUGAGCCUGGUUCAACGUCACAGGUCUCGACCUGCGAGUCGUCCCUCGAGAAACAACACCGGCUUCAUUUCCACCUUGAGCAGCUAUUAACAAAUGCUACUGUCACAUGCAAGAUGUAUGUUACAUGUCCGCAUGCCCGUGAUUCCAGCUGUUUCGCUAUACAAACCACCUCAAAAAAAAACGAGAUGGGUGUCUGCCAAUGAUCGAGGAUGACCGGGCCGCGUGGUGGUCGCACACAUGUGACGCCAGCUUGUGCGCGAGUGAGAAGAAUACAUCAUCGCCGUCAGCAGCUAGUAGCUUCUCGCCAACAAAAAAAAAAUUCUUGGGGGCUAAUCGUAUGGACUCGACACAGCCUUUGGUCUCUGUCCCUUUAGUUUUGGGACGGCUUCCUAUUAUUCUCUCCUCACCUUGCCAUGCCAAGUUCUAUCCGCCAAUUUGCUGGGCUGCAGCAAGCAUCCGAUCGAUUUCGCAUCGGCGGAGACUAGGGAAUUCAGGAACACGUUUUGGUUCUCGCUCUUUGCAGGCGCCUCUUUUUUCUUCUACCCCACACAUUCCGCACCGAGGAUCUAGGGUGGCGCACGCCAAUGGUUGUCAUUGCAGGACCCUUUUUCCUCACGGCCUCUGCUCCGUGUGAGAUCUUGCCAAACCCAUCAUCCUUCAAGCCGUGAAAUCAGAACCGAUCUCUAGCGUCAGGCUGCUGUCUCUCUCUCGCUCUCUCCCCCCUCUGAUUAUCCCCGCACGCAGUCGAGGCCCAGCUGGACGAGCUGCUACACCCGCGCUAUCUAGUUCGGACUGCUCUGCUCCGCUAGUCUGUGCCCGGUAUUAGGUCCGAGGCGCAACCAAGAACAAUAAUUGAGAACGAUGACGGAACGGAUCUGGCAGCGUGCGGGCGCCGCUCCCUUUUUUAAAAGCCACGUCCGACCGUAACCCGCCUCGUUACGGGGCCCGCCGGCAUCGUCUGCUACCACCACUGAACGGCCGUAUCCGCAGCCAGACUCUUCGCCCACGUGAGGAAGAGAGAGAGAGACAGCGCGGCCUUCUGUCCGGCGGGCUCAUGGAUGUAACUUUGGGCAAACCAUACAACAGAAACGAUCAUACCUAAAGCACUUUUGUUGGGCAUCAUCUAAGCAAAUUACCGCCUCGACAACGGGCGGUCAAGUCCCCAAAAGAGAAG